This is a messenger RNA of Plasmodium vinckei vinckei, 699 nucleotides long. RefSeq names its product conserved Plasmodium protein, unknown function. The record is from RefSeq and is a predicted model, not a curated record. The coding region runs from base 1 to 699 and encodes 232 amino acids. NCBI's taxonomy places the organism in Eukaryota, Apicomplexa, Aconoidasida, Haemosporida, Plasmodiidae. The transcript has 3 exons.
AUGAAGAAACAGUUUAUGAGAGCAUAUUCAUAUAUCAACGUUGAUUUUAAUAAAAUAUCAUCGAUAGCAAGCUUACUAUGUUUAAUUGACUGUGUUUUGAUACCCGUCCUUACAAUUUUAUUGUCACUAUUUAGUCUUAUAAAGCAUUAUUUUAUUAGCAGUAAUGGUCUUAAUGCUUUAAAUUUCGAAGGUAGUGUCCAUGGAAAUGCUCCCAUAGAUCAUCAUGGCCAUGAUUCAUGGCACAUAUUUAUGGAAAAGAUAGCAUUAUUUUUUAUGAUGCCAAUAAUUACCAUAACCACCGUUGUUAACUUUUACAAAUUAAGAAAUGUCCCUUUACUUAUGUCUGCCUUAACCGGAAUGACAUUAUUUAUAAUAUCUCAUGCUCAUAUUGAAUUUAGUAAUGAUAGUAUAAAUGAUAUUAUUGAAGUUUUGCAUAUACCUUUGGCAUUGUUAGGGGCUGCAUUUUUAUUAAGUACAAACUAUGCAUCCCAUAAACUUUUAAAAGAAAAAAACCUAGAUCAUUGUUGUAAAUAUGAUCAUAUAAAAUGUUAUCAAAAUACCCAUCACCAUUGCAACCACCAUCAUAAUCACCAUCAUGGUACUGAUAAUAAUCAUAGCCAUUUAACAGUUAAUAAAAAUAUAUUAAACAACUUUGAAAAACCUUUAGACGACAACACCGACUUAUUAUCUUAUUUGUAG